Rhododendron vialii is the source of this 1999-nucleotide messenger RNA. Its product is annotated as protein NUCLEAR FUSION DEFECTIVE 4-like. Gene Ontology annotation, cellular component: membrane. The record is from RefSeq and is a predicted model, not a curated record. NCBI's taxonomy places the organism in Eukaryota, Viridiplantae, Streptophyta, Magnoliopsida, Ericales, Ericaceae. Bases 78 to 1754 code for a protein of 558 amino acids. The transcript has 3 exons.
GUCUCGUCUCUCCUCUUUUUCAGUGCAGCGUCCCUUCAAUUCUUCUGAGGACGGUUUGUUUCCAAAAAAAUCAAAAUAUGGGUUUCACAAUAACGCCGUCGACUGCCGCCGCGAAAUGGCUGGGAUUUGUCAUGGCCGUGUGGGUUCAAGCCAUAUCCGGCAACAACUACACCUUCUCGAAUUACUCCGACGCCCUCAAGACCCUAAUGAAUCUCACUCAAGUUGAACUCAACAACCUCUCUGUCGCCAAAGACGUCGGGAAAGCCUUCGGCCUCCUCCCCGGCCUUGCUUCCGACCACAUCUCCCCUUCUCUCCUCCUCCUCAUCGGGGGCAUCGAAGGAUUCAUCGGUUACGGCGUCCAAUGGCUUGUUGUCGCUGAGAUCAUCAGUCCUCUGCCUUAUUGGGCGAUGUGUAUAUUCCUCUGCUUAGGAGGCAACAGCACCACAUGGAUGAACACGGCCGUCCUGGUCACCUGCAUUCGAAACUUCAGAAAAAACAGGGGACCCGUUUCAGGAAUCCUCAAAGGCUAUGUGGGUCUAAGCACCGCAAUUUUCACCGACUUAUGCGUUGCCCUGUUCUCCGAUGACGCUUCGACGUUCCUCUUCAUGCUCGCCGUCAUCCCCUUGGCCGUCUGCUUCGUCGCCGCCCUCUUCCUCCGCGAAAUUCCGCCGUCCUCCACCGCCGUCGAGGAGAAAGAAGAAGUCCGUUACUUCGGCGUCAUCAACACCCUCGCCGUUAUCGUCGCCGUGUACCUCUUGGUAUACGACGUCACGGGGACCCACAGCAGCUCCUUUUCAUUAGCAUUUGCUAUUAUUCUUUUAUUCCUGUUAGCCUCACCUCUGUUGAUACCAAUCUAUAUAUCAAUCAAGAACCAGGUUCGGUCCGGUUCAGGCUCGAUUUCAGACGUGGAGGGUCACGUGACCGAAACCGAACCGCUGUUAUUGGAUGAAGAAAGUAUCGCUGUUCAAGAAACAGAGAAGAAGGAGGAGACGGAGGAAGAGGAAGCGGAGGAGGUGGCGACAGAGGCGGUGGUGGUGGUUGAGAGGCGGCCGCCGGUGAUCGGAGAGGAACACACGAUAUUCGAGUCGUUGAGAUCGGUUGAUUUCUGGAUUCUGUUCGUGUCGUUUCUGUGCGGAGUGGGGACGGGUUUGACGGUUAUGAACAAUAUGGGGCAAAUCGGAUUGGCACUCGGGUACACGGAUGUGUCCAUAUUUGUGUCGCUCCUGAGUAUAUUCGGGUUCUUCGGGCGGAUCAUUUCGGGUACGGUUUCGGAGUACUUCAUCAAGAUAGCAGGAACACCGAGACCUCUUUGGAAUGCAGCUUCUCAAAUUCUGAUGGCCGUUGGCUAUAUUAUCAUGGCUGUGGCCUUGCCAGGCUCUCUAUACAUUGGCUCAAUAGUUGUCGGAAUAUGCUACGGGAUCCGACUUGCUAUCACGGUUCCCACUGCCUCUGAACUAUUUGGGCUCAAAUACUAUGGUCUGGUCUACAACGUUCUAAUCCUCAACCUUCCGCUUGGCUCCUUCCUCUUUUCUGGCCUUCUUGCUGGAUACUUAUACGAUGCGCAGGCUACAGCCACCGCCGGAGGGGGCAACACUUGCACUGGGGCACAUUGUUACAGGCUGGUGUUUGUGCUCAUGUCUGUUGCUUGUGUAAUUGGAUUCGGUUUGGAUGUUUUGCUGGUUAUUAGGACGAAGGUGGUCUAUGCCAAGAUUUACGCUAGCAAGAAGGCGAAGAAAUCAAUGGCCUUGUCUUAAAAGAUGGUCGAAUAGGAAGAAAAUAUGUAGUAUGGGAUUGAUUGAUGCAAAUUUACUCGAUGAUAUCCCAUCCCAUCCCAUCCCAGGAUUUGGCAUUGGAUUAUCCCCUUAGCGUUGUUGUUGUAACCAAUUCAAUUCUUUUUGGUUAUCAGUUAGAUGUGUUCUCCAACACAUUUUAGCUGAAUGUUCCAAUAAUGCACUUCAGAUUGGCUAUCCUGAAACCAAGGUUAGCUUUUGGACUCAAA